CACUGACACACACGCACGUCCACGCGUUUCCUCCUCCACGCUUGUUGGAGGUACCUCGCCGGCGCAGCAAGCUCCGAUCAGGUGCAGGAUGCCGUCAGUUUCGAGGGCCGUGUGCCUGCAGAGGCCGAGCACGAGCGGCGGCAGGAGGAACGGGGAGGCGGCCCGAUCGGCGGCGGCGCCGAGAGCCCGGCACGCGAAACCGAAGGUGAUCCGCUCGGGAUCGGGCUCGGCGCGGGGCCAGCAUUGCUCGCCGGUCAGAGCAGUCGCGGCGCCAAUACCCGCGACGAAGAAGCGGGUGUUCCACUUCGGCAAGGGCAAGAGCGAGGGCAACAAGGCCAUGAAGGAACUGCUGGGGGGCAAGGGCGCGAACUUGGCGGAGAUGGCGAGCAUCGGGCUGUCGGUGCCGCCGGGGUUCACGGUGUCGACGGAGGCGUGCGAGCAGUACCAGGCGGCGGGGCGGGCGCUGCCGCCGGGGCUGUGGGAGGAGACCCUGGAGGGCCUGCGGUGGGUGGAGGAGUACAUGGGCGCCAGCCUCGGCGACCCGGCCCGGCCGCUCCUCCUCUCCGUCCGGUCCGGCGCCGCCGUGUCCAUGCCCGGGAUGAUGGACACGGUGCUCAACCUGGGCCUCAACGACGAGGUGGCGGCGGGGCUGGCGGCCAAGAGCGGCGACCGCUUCGCCUACGACUCCUACCGACGCUUCCUCGACAUGUUCGGCAACGUGGUCAUGGACAUCCCUCAUGCACUUUUCGAAGAGAAACUCGAAGCCAUGAAAUCUGCCAAAGGGGUGCACAAUGACACCGACCUGACUGCCAGUGAUCUCAGGGAGCUAGUGGGUCAGUACAAGAAUGUCUACGUUGAGGCCAAAGGAGAAGAAUUCCCCUCAGAUCCGAAGAAGCAACUGCAGUUAGCAGUGCUGGCUGUGUUCAACUCGUGGGACAGCCCGAGAGCGAACAAGUAUAGAAGCAUUAACCAGAUCACCGGACUGAAGGGCACCGCCGUAAAUGUCCAGUGCAUGGUGUUUGGCAACAUGGGGAACACCUCUGGCACUGGUGUCCUCUUCACUAGGAACCCUAGCACCGGAGAGAAAAAGCUUUAUGGCGAGUUCCUUGUAAAUGCUCAGGGUGAAGAUGUUGUUGCUGGGAUCAGAACCCCAGAAGAUCUUGAUGCCAUGAGGGACCACAUGCCGGAGGCCUAUGUGGAGCUUGUUGAAAACUGCGAAAUACUAGAAGGUCACUAUAAAGAUAUGAUGGAUAUCGAAUUUACAGUUCAAGAAAAUAGGCUCUGGAUGCUACAGUGCAGAGGAGGAAAGCGCACGGGCAAGGGCGCUGUCAAGAUUGCUGUAGACAUGGUUAAUGAGGCUCUUGUUAAUCGCAAUACAGCGAUUAAGAUGGUAGAACCAGGUCACCUGGACCAGCUUCUUCAUCCACAGUUUGCGAACCCUGGGGCUGCUUCAUACAAAGGCAAGGUUAUUACCACAGGCUUACCAGCAUCACCUGGGGCUGCUGUGGGCCAAAUUGUAUUUACCGCUGAAGAUGCUGAAGCAUGGCAUGCCCAAGGGAAAUCUGCUAUUCUGGUGAGGACAGAGACCAGCCCAGAGGAUGUUGGUGGCAUGCAUGCAGCAGCUGGAAUUCUUACAGCAAGAGGCGGUAUGACUUCUCAUGCUGCUGUUGUAGCGCGUGGUUGGGGCAAAUGUUGUGUGUCAGGGUGUUCAAGCAUCCGUGUAAAUGAAACUGAAAAGGUGGUAACAAUUGAAGACAAGGUGCUCUAUGAGGGUGACUGGCUAUCACUCAAUGGAUCAACCGGUGAUGUGAUCCUUGGCAAACAGCCACUUUCCCCACCAGCCCUUAGCCCUGACUUGGAAACUUUCAUGUCCUGGGUUGAUGAAGUUAGGAAGCUCAAGGUUAUGGCUAAUGCUGAUACCCCUGGGGAUGCAUUGGCAGCAAGAAAAAAUGGGGCAGAAGGAAUUGGACUCUGUCGGACAGAACAUAUGUUCUUUGCUUCUGAUGAGAGGAUUAAGACUGUGAGGCAGAUGAUUAUGGCUCCAACUGUUGAACUGAGGCAGAAAGCACUAGAUCGUCUUCUGCCUUAUCAGAGGUCUGAUUUUGAAGGCAUUUUCCGUGCUAUGGAUGGUCUCCCGGUGACUAUUCGGCUCCUGGACCCUCCACUUCAUGAGUUCCUUCCAGAAGGGAACGUCGAGGAUAUUGUGCGCGAGCUAUGUUCUGAAACCGGAGCCGCUGAGGAUGAUGUCCUUGCAAGGAUGGAGAAACUUUCAGAAGUAAAUCCAAUGCUUGGUUUCCGUGGUUGCAGGCUUGGUAUAUCAUAUCCUGAAUUAACAGAAAUGCAAGCCCGAGCCAUUUUCGAAGCUGCUAUAGCCAUGACUAACCAGGGUAUUCAGGUUUUUCCAGAGAUAAUGGUUCCUCUGGUUGGAACACCUCAGGAAUUGGGCCAUCAAGUGGCUCUUAUCCGCCAAAUUGCCAACAAAGUUUUCACCAGUAUGGGGAAAACCAUUGGCUACAAAGUUGGGACUAUGAUAGAAAUUCCUAGGGCAGCUCUCGUGGCAGAUGAGAUAGCAGAGCAGGCCGAGUUCUUCUCUUUUGGAACAAAUGACCUCACGCAGAUGACGUUUGGUUACAGCAGGGAUGAUGUAGGGAAGUUCCUCCCCAUCUAUCUCGCUCAGGGUAUCCUCCAGCAUGACCCCUUUGAGGUGCUUGAUCAAAGAGGAGUGGGGGAGCUGGUUAAGAUUGCUACCGAGAGGGGUCGCAAAGCAAGGCCUAAUUUGAAGGUGGGCAUCUGCGGAGAACAUGGUGGAGAGCCAUCUUCAGUUGCUUUCUUUGCAAAGGCUGGGCUGGAUUAUGUUUCUUGCUCCCCUUUCAGGGUCCCGAUUGCUAGGCUAGCUGCAGCUCAGGUGCUCGUCUGAGGGGUGCCUCCUCAUGGUACCGGAUCACCAGCUGUUGGUGCAUCCGGAUGGUGAAGAAAAAUAAUACAUAGCCAGUGACUGGUGGAAACUCUGCUGCCUGACGAAGGCCAACGUAUAUAUGUAGUCUGCGCUUGUAAGCCUGAAGUGGGUGGUCGCAUGCAUUUCCCUUGAACUGUCAUGGUAAUGUAACCAAACAGCGAUGAUGACGAAUAGAGAUCGAAUAAAAUGUGUUGAUUGCCUGUGCUAUCAGCCCAGGAUGAUUCUUUUGA
Lolium rigidum is the source of this 3186-nucleotide messenger RNA. RefSeq names its product pyruvate, phosphate dikinase 2. Gene Ontology annotation, biological process: pyruvate metabolic process; phosphorylation. The record is from RefSeq and is a predicted model, not a curated record. NCBI's taxonomy places the organism in Eukaryota, Viridiplantae, Streptophyta, Magnoliopsida, Poales, Poaceae. Gene Ontology annotation, molecular function: pyruvate, phosphate dikinase activity; ATP binding; kinase activity. The transcript has 20 exons. Bases 89 to 2917 code for a protein of 942 amino acids.